AUUAUAUACAAUAUAUAAAAUACGUGCGGUCCAGAUUCAAAAUAAACCACCACGGAUGUCUCGUCUAUGUCAUGAUUAGUUGAAGUUUGUUAGUAUCCUUACUUUUUUUUUGUGGGGGCUUUGUUUUGCACAAAGCACAUAACUCCAUUAGUCAAAAAAGCAGAGUUAGUGGCCAUUUUUCUUCUGACCUUCCUCCAUCUUUCCUUUCGGUUCUCCAAAUUUCCGUGAACUCCCACCUGAAAUCUUGCCACCUGUUUAUUUUCCAUUUUUCCUUUUUGUCUUUUUAUUUUCUCCCUUUCAAAACUUGCCAAAAAUCAAGGUUGGAUAAUAAAAUUCAAAAUCCAGAAGCUUAUCAUUACCAUGUAAAGAAAAUUUGGGGGAGGUGUAACGUUUCCAAGUAAUCUGAGACUAAUUACCAUUCCAUUCACAUAAAGUCAAAGACUAGACCUUUUAAUUUUUGAAAAUUAAUUUACGACUGAUGAUGUUGGUUUUGAGGUUGUGUGCAGAGAAAGAGUGAUCACAGUUCACAGUUCACAGUUUGGGCUAUGGGUUCGGACAACAAUUAUAUGGCUAAAGUAAUGAGUGGCGAUUUUGGUUACACGCUGGAAGAUGUGCCUCACUUGUCUGACUACAUUCCUCAUCUCCCUACUUAUCCUAAUCCCUUGCAAGACAAUCCUGCAUACUCAGCUGUAAGGCAGUAUUUUGUCGACUUGGACGACACCAUUGUUGUUCACAAGGAUACUCCAAGAGGAACUCAUUUUCGGCGUGCUGGUCCUCGCCAAAGAGUUUAUUUCGAGUCUGAUGACGUGCACGCGUGUAUAGUCACAUGCGGAGGAUUGUGCCCCGGCCUCAACACAGUUAUCAGGGAGAUUGUAUGCGGUUUGAAUCAUAUGUACGGCGUGAAGAGAGUCGUGGGGAUAAAUGGUGGGUAUGGAGGGUUUUACUCAAGGAACACAAUAGCUCUAACCCCAAACACAGUGAACGAUAUCCAUAAACGAGGUGGGACCAUUCUAGGGACAUCACGAGGUGGCCACAACACUAAAAAGAUUGUCGAUAGCAUUCAGGACCGUAGGAUCAACCAGGUAUACAUAAUAGGCGGAGAUGGAACUCAGAAAGGAGCUGCAGUAAUUUUUGAGGAAAUUAGAAGACGAGGCCUCAAAGUUGCGGUUGCUGGAAUUCCAAAAACCAUAGAUAACGACAUUCCGGUGAUCGACAAGUCAUUUGGGUUUGACUCUGCUGUUGAAGAGGCUGAGCGUGCAAUUAAUGCAGCACAUGUCGAAGCUACAAGUAUCGAGAAUGGAAUUGGUGUUGUGAAGCUAAUGGGAAGAUACAGUGGAUUUAUUGCUAUGUAUGCUACAAUUGCGAGCCGUGAUGUAGAUUGCUGCCUUAUUCCUGAGUCUCCUUUCCAUUUGGUGGGGCUUUUCGAGUACAUAGAGAAAAGACUUAAAGAAAACGGGCAUAUGGUUAUUGUCUUAGCCGAGGGUGCGGGACAUGACUUAAUGCUUUCUGAGAGUUUACUAUCCGAAAAUCAACAGCAAGAUGUCGGUCUCUGGAUCUCUCAAAAGAUUAAGGAUCAUUUUUCCAAGCCAAGGAAGAUGAGUAUUAAUCUCAAGUACAUCGAUCCAACUUACAUGAUUCGGGCUAUACCAAGCAAUGCAUCGGACAAUGUUUAUUGCACGCUUCUGGCCCAAAGUGCGGUUCAUGGAGCCAUGGCGGGGUAUACGGGCUUCACGGUGGGGCCCGUUAAUGGAAGACAUGUUUAUAUACCUUUCCAUAAAAUUAAUGAGAAACAGAAGAAGGUGGUGAUCACGGACAGAAUGUGGGCACGGUUACUAUCUUCGACUAACCAGCCGAGCUUCUUGUGAACCGAACUAGAUGUUAUCGAUGCAGCCGAGCCAUUCUCAAAAAAUGGUUUCAAAGAGAAUCGAAUCACAAAUUAAGAUUAUAUAUUGAAAUAAAAUUAUGGCCAUGUCCUGUGUAUAUAUAUAUAUAUAUAUACA
This is a messenger RNA of Striga asiatica, 2000 nucleotides long. The record is from the annotation of a GenBank genome assembly. NCBI's taxonomy places the organism in Eukaryota, Viridiplantae, Streptophyta, Magnoliopsida, Lamiales, Orobanchaceae.